CCGUUGCAGGUGUCAUAACACCUGGCUCGCUUUAUUCUCAGGACAUUACCGGUUUCAACAUCAUCUUGUGCAGAAAUUAUGAAUAACUAAACCGUCGCAUCGAUCGUUUGUAUCAGCGUACAAUGUUUUACUUUGAAGAGUAUAAAAGUUGAUUUACAUUAGGACGUGACAUUGCCAGUCGCCACCAUGACUGCUAGCUGAUUAGCUUCCUGGGUUAAAAGUGUCUGGUUGAUCUACAGAUUCAUUGAUUAUGUGAGAGAGACUAGCUAGUCUAACGGACUAGGCAAUGGUUAUUACUUUACUGAAUUAACUUUCAUAUUUGAAACACUUGCUUUUACGUCAUUUGUAACGUGCUAGGGAUACUACAGUGUAGUACAGGGUUGAUUUGACUUCUCCUCAUUAGCUCCUCACAAGUUACAUGUGAGUUUUCUAGCCCAAUGGCAGUAAUGUGGUCUCGACUUUCGUGCAUCGGUUUUGGUAGAGGGAAAAGGAGCAUCAGCCUUUUCUCCAACACGUCUCCUUCGAACUGGACUAAAGUGGUCUCAGAUGCGGAGAAAAUUGUUGGAUAUCCGACUUCAUUUAUGAGCCUUCGCUGCUUACUCAGUGAUGAACUUAGUAAUGUCGCAAUGCACGUCAGAAAACUUGUUGGGACAAAACAUCCACUUCUCAACACUGCAAGGGGCUUUGUGUACGACAGCAAGAACAACCUGCAGAUGCGAGGGCUGGUGGUGCUCCUCAUGUCCAAGACGGCCGGCCCCAGCCACAGCGUCCCCGACCCCCAGCUCCCGGACAUGGUCAGCGGCAUCUACCCUAGUCAGAGGAACCUUGCUGAGAUAACAGAGCUCAUUCACACGGCCUUCUUGGUGCAUCGUGGAAUCGUCAACCUCAAGGACUGGACCAAUGCUGACGGACCUCUCAAGGACAUGCAGUUCGGAAACAAGAUGGCAGUCUUAAGUGGGGACUUCCUUUUGGCUAAUGCUUGCACUGGCCUGGCGCAACUGAACAACACCAAGGUUGUGGAGCUGAUCUCCAGUGCCAUUGGUGACCUGGUUCAGGGCAUCUACUACGAGGGCUCCCACUCUGCUGAGGAGUCCAGUGCUGCUGAUGUCUCUAUGCCCACGUGGGAGAACCAGACGUUCCUAUCCCACGGUGCUUUGCUGGCGAAGAGUUGCCAGGCAGCCAUGGAGUUGGCGAAACACGAUGUGGAUGCCCAGAUGCUGGCCUACCAGUACGGCAAGCACCUGUCCCUUGGCCACAAGCUGAACUCUGACCUGCAGCCGUUUGUGAAGAGUGGUGCAGCGGAGCCCCUGCCCUUCAGCCUGGACCUUGCUCCGGUAGUCUUCCACCGGCAGAUCGUGGGGCAGGAGAAAUGGCUCCAGCAGCUGCAACAGGCAAGAAGCUUCGGAAGACCUAUUAAUUUUUCUAAGCUGUGGUUAACAAUUAAAUCAGACAAAGGAGUGAGCAAAGCCAUGGACCUAUGCAGUUACCACGGAAACAAAGCUUUGGAGGCCAUCAAGCGCUUCCCUCCAUCAGAGGCGCGAUCUGCUCUAGAGAACAUUGCCUCUGCUGUGACCAAGGUCUGACCAACUCCAGUUCUACUGUAGUGUGAUGAAGAACAUUACCUCAGCUGUCACAACAUCUAUGCCACAACACUCAUCAAUGACUUUAUAUGAGCAAGUGUCCGUUAAACAGAUGGACUUGGAACCAGGUGUGUCUUGAGCAGACGUAUUGGCGUAUUCAGUGCAAUUCCAUGCAGAUGGGUCUGAGGUGCAGGAUAGAGUGAGCCACUCAGAAGGAGUGCUGUUGGAACGAUCAUGCGGUGUGCACAGCCUCUUUCAUGGAAACUGAUUGAAGCAAAUGGAUUUGCUUUCUUAUGAUUGUAUGACCAUCUGUGUAUUCUAAAUGUCAAAUUAAAAAGUUAGCAUUUCCGUUAUAAAUGAUCUAUAAAAUGGUUUAAAUUAUAAUUACUUGCUUUUGGU
Sardina pilchardus (European sardine) is the source of this 1979-nucleotide messenger RNA. RefSeq names its product prenyl (decaprenyl) diphosphate synthase, subunit 2 (gene pdss2). Gene Ontology annotation, biological process: isoprenoid biosynthetic process; ubiquinone biosynthetic process. The coding region runs from base 438 to 1583 and encodes 381 amino acids. Lineage: Eukaryota; Metazoa; Chordata; Actinopteri; Clupeiformes; Clupeidae. Gene Ontology annotation, molecular function: prenyltransferase activity. The record is from RefSeq and is a predicted model, not a curated record. The transcript has 8 exons. Gene Ontology annotation, cellular component: mitochondrion; transferase complex.